Molecule: messenger RNA, 1731 nt
Organism: Cucumis melo (muskmelon)
Lineage: Eukaryota; Viridiplantae; Streptophyta; Magnoliopsida; Cucurbitales; Cucurbitaceae
Exons: 3
Coding region: 298-1155 (285 amino acids)
Source: RefSeq, a predicted model, not a curated record
GUUAUAAAUUAGGCCAAAGAAAAAGAAAAAACAACUUUCUUUCUUCUUCUUCUUCUCCGUCAAGCCCGUGCCUCACUCCUCUCCACUGUGAAUCUUUGUUCCGCCGUCCGCUGCUGGUUCUACCCUUUGCCGCCGCCGCUCACCGUCGUAAGUUUGGGUGAGUUUUUUUUUCCGAUCUUUAUGGUUAUGGUGGGUUUUGAACUACUCAUUAAAGGUUAGGUGCUAUUGGAAUCCUCUUGAUUCAAUUCUGGAUUUUCCAUCAAGUUUGUGAUUUAGUUCAACCCCCAAUUUGGGAAAAUGACACCACGUAGAAGUGCUCGUAGGGGUGAUCAAGGAGGCAGAGGAGUAGGGUGUAAUCAACCUGCUGAACAAGUUGCUAACCCUGUUGCACCCAUUACCCAUGCUGAUCUUACUCAGCUAGAGCAGAGGUUUAAUGACACAGUGACUGAAGUGUUGGCACGACAUCAGCUAGCCCAAGCAGCCCUUGCUCAAGGUCAAACAGCACAACAAGACCUACCAGAUCAGUUGUCAGUUGAGGCUAAGCAUUUGAGGGAUUUCAGAAUAUAUGAUCCACAAACUUUUAAUGGAUCGCUGGAGGAUCCCAUUAGCACGAAGUUAUGGUUAUCUUCUGUGGAGACCAUCUUCCGUUUCAUGAGAUGUCCUGACGACCAGAAGGUCCAGUGUGCCGUGUUCCUACUGAGGGAGAGAGCUGCCAUUUGGUGGCAGUCAGUAGAAAGGAUGCUUGGUGGUAAUGUUAACCAGAUUACGUGGGACCAGUUCAAGGAGAGUUUUUAUGCUAAGUUUUUACCUUCUAGCCUCAGGGAUGCCAAACGUCAAGAGUUCAUAAACCUGAAGCAAGGUCAAAUGACGGUUGAGGAGUACGACUAUGAGUUUGACAUGCUAUCCCUCUUUGCCCCUGAGUUGGUUGAGACUGAGGCUGCUAGAGCUAAGAUGUUUGUUUGGGGUUUGAGAAAGGAUCUUCAAGGUUUUGUUCGAGCCUUCAAACCAGCCACCCAAACUGAAGCACUAUACUUGGCGCUGGACUUGAGUGUCCAGAAGGACGAUGACCUGUUGAAGGUAUCAAGGAAGGGACCAUUCUUAGGUCAGAAGAGAAGGCUGAGCAGAAGCUUGUUAAUGUUCCACAGAGAAACUUGAGGUAAGGUGGGGCACUUCACCGUUACCAAUAGGAGUUUGCUAAGGCAAGUAGAACUUUGAGAGAUACCUUAUUGCAAUACUCUAGCAAUUUUCUUUCACUCACUCGUAUAUACACUUUCAACCUGCAUUUUUUUUUCUCUUUUCCCCCAAAAAUAUUUUUCUUAAUUCACACAAAAAACCUAGCCUUUAUCUAUUUGGAAAUUUCUUAUUUUCUAAUUAUUUCAUAAAUCUGCCAAAACCACAACUAAUUUCUUGCCUUCUACCUGAACUCUCUUUCACCAUCCACCCGUUUUUCUCCCCUUCACCCCCCAACAAACCUCCACGUUUUUUCUCUUCUCCGUAUUUUCUGGUUUAAGUAAGUUAUUUAUUUCUUAUUAGUUUUGCUUCCUUCUAUAUUAGCACAUUUCAAUCUAAAUGAUAUGUUCACAUCUUCAUAUGCAUAGUAUUAUUUGUCUACUAAUCUUGAACACAUAUUGAAUUCUAUGUACAUAUUAUAUCUUUUUUUGUGAAGUCUCGGGCAUAUUGAACUUGUAUAUGUUAAAUCUUUUAAGUUAUUAUAUAUCUUUUUUUGCAAUA